Messenger RNA from Fusarium falciforme, 1131 nucleotides. RefSeq names its product LDB19 domain-containing protein. The transcript has 2 exons. Bases 1 to 1131 code for a protein of 376 amino acids. The record is from RefSeq and is a predicted model, not a curated record. Lineage: Eukaryota; Fungi; Ascomycota; Sordariomycetes; Hypocreales; Nectriaceae.
AUGCCUGAGCUGGUCAACCUUGUGCGGCCACUUCGGAACCUUGCCUUGACCAAUAUAUCCAGGCCACGGACAACCUUGGCAGUAUCGAUCGACUGGGAAAUCGAGAGUUCGCCCACCAUCGUCAUCGGAACCGAUUCCGACAGUCUACCGUCAUUCUUGUCCGGAACCCUGUCCCUUAAUGUAAACGAACCCCCGGUCGAGAUUGGCGGCUUCACUGCUGUGCUCAAUGUCCACACAGUCCAGAAGAAGCCGGUCAAGAAUCGCUGCGCGAAAUGCAAGGCCCAGUACUUCGAGAUACACCACUGGUCCUUUCUGAACCAACAUACUGUCCUACAGAGCGGCAGUCAAACAUUCCCAUUCUCCACCCUGAUACCAGAUCACCUACCAGCCUCGAUGGAUUCACCUCUGCUUUCCAUUUCAUACGAGUUCCACGCCGAAGUUCACUUCAAGUCUCAAAACACACAGACGAAUACGCCUCGAACUGUGGACUUUAAGCGAAUCUUGACCGUCAGACGCCGGAUUUCCGUUCCAAACCUUCCUCUACAAACGACUCGCAAUUUCCCCGCCGAGGGUAUAAGAGUUGAAAGCUCCAUCAACCCCAUUAUUCGUCCCGCCGAGGUCAACAACGUCUCCCUCUCGCUAACUGGCCUCCUCGUCUCCCCGGGAAAUGGCCAGAACGACCAUCUCUGGCGGUUAUGGAAGGGGGCUUGGAGGCUGGAGGAGAAUAUCGAAGCCAUUGCGAUCCCCUGCGAGCGACACCGAUGCUUAGUGAUCGAACACGGAAGCGAAGGUUUUGUUCGCAGGAAAACCCGAACGCUCGGCAAAGGGGGCAUAUACAAUGCCUGGGAGGAAAACGCGGCCGAGGGAACUGCUGAAGUGGAGUUUGGUGUUAACAUCCGCCAAAGCUCCAAUGGCCCCGGAUCUGCCUACAGCUACGACACAAAGAGCCUUGACGGUACCAAGGUGACCCAUGCGCUAGUUAUCGAGCUUGUAUUUGUCAAGGAGCAUUUCCCACAGGGACAGUUUGAUAUGGCAAUCCGAACGGGCGUCGGAAGAAUUCUCACAUUAACCUAUCUGGUGGUCUUGGCCGAUGAUCAGAGUAUAGCUCCUGGAAUGGAUCAUGUCCUGUAG